This is a messenger RNA of Branchiostoma floridae (Florida lancelet), 1196 nucleotides long. RefSeq names its product histone-lysine N-methyltransferase SETMAR-like. NCBI's taxonomy places the organism in Eukaryota, Metazoa, Chordata, Leptocardii, Amphioxiformes, Branchiostomatidae. Gene Ontology annotation, molecular function: protein binding; histone H3K9 methyltransferase activity; zinc ion binding. The record is from RefSeq and is a predicted model, not a curated record. Gene Ontology annotation, cellular component: nucleus. Bases 56 to 961 code for a protein of 301 amino acids. The transcript has 2 exons.
AGUAAAAGUUACUGCUGCAUUUAUUCACAAGUUCGACAGGAGGCGGCUUUGAUCCAUGAGUGAAGUGGCCAUGCAACAUGCACAUUUGGUUGUGGCAGACGUUUGUUGUGGGUUAGAAAAUGUCGCAAUUCCUGCUCACAGCGACGUGGAAGGCACACUAUUGUCUGAUAUUAAGUACACUCCCACCAACGUUGCUGGUCCAGGAGCCCCUACAGACCCCAGUGAGAUCAUGUACGAAGGGUGUGACUGUCAAACUCCCAGCUGCUCCACAGACUGCCCCUGCAUCCUCCGAUAUGGACCAACAUACGACAAAACAGGCUGCCUACUGACAGAAGAACUAGAGAAGACCUUCCGCUCGAAACCUAUCCUGGAGUGCAACACCUCCUGUCAGUGUGGGGAACCGUGUUCCAACCGUGUGGCACAGAAAGGCGUCUCCUUGAAACUAGAAGUCUUCCGCGCCCCUCACAAAGGCUGGGGAGUGCGGGCUGCUGAGAGAAUACCUUUGGGAAGGUUUGUGUGCGAGUAUGCUGGGGAGGUACUCGGAUUAGAGGAGGCAAAAAAGAGGACCCAGAACAUGAAAAAAGAAGAUAUGAACUACAUACUCACACUCAGGGAACACGUUGCAAGUGGAAAUAUAAUAGAGACACACAUAGACCCUACCUACAUAGGAAAUGUGGGUAGAUAUAUAAACCAUUCCUGUUCACCAAACUUACUGAUGCUACCGGUCAGGGUGGACUCCGAGGUCCCCAAACUUGCCCUCUUUGCUGGUAAAGACAUAGAAGUAGGAGAAGAGCUGUCGUUUGACUAUUCAGGAGAGUAUGGAAACGUUGUAAACCAGGGAAACUUACAGAAAGUGACAGGUCAGAGCAAAGACUCGUCCAAACUGAAACCUUGCUUCUGUGGGUCUGAGAUGUGUACAGGGUUUCUUCCCUUUGAUCCAAGUCUGUAUCAAGUGCACUGAUAAUAAAGACUAAUCAAACAGAAUGAUGACUUUUUCCCCAUCAUUUUUAUUCUGCUCCACCAGUGUAAAACCAUCUUCAACCAAAGUAAACAUUUAUCUUCUAAAGCACCUAUAGAGUGAAGCAACUACUGUACUAGUAAGUAAUAUUUAGUAUCAGUCAACAUGAUAAAGAGUGGAAUAAAGGCUACUUAUUUUCCAAGAAUAUUGAGAAUUAAUGCAAUUUCCACAAUAAUGU